AUGCAGGCUUCUGGAGCGUUGAGAGCCGCUGCACAGAGCAGUCGUGCUGCAGCGUCAAGGAGCGUAGCUCGUACGGCAUCAAGAUGUGCUGCUACAUCGCACGCAUCCUCAGCGACGGUCGGUCCUCUGGCAUCGUGUAGCCGCUCCUCAUGUACAGCCUCUAUAGCGAGACGGCAGCAGCACCUCUUCACUACCGUCCGAAUGCUGCAUCAAUCACAUAUGCUGCUUCAGGCACAGAAGUCAGCGUCACCAUCCACGACGCAGCCGUCCACAGCCUCGACCUCAAAGCCACAACCCACGACAUCCACUACACAAUCUUCCACAUCAGAACCCACACAGCAACUAGCAAAGACAGACUCCACCUCGACCGACGUCACCGACUCGAAACCCAACAAGACGCUGACAGAAAGAGCAAAAGAGCUGUGGGCGACAGCAAAGUAUCUGUUCAAGUUCUACUUUAACGGUGUCAAGCAGAUUUGGGCGAAUCGAACCCGGGUGCAAUUGGUACGAGCCCGCGUAGCGGACGGUGGAGCACCGCUCUCACGAGAAGAGUCGCAGUUGAUACAUACGCACCAGUCGGACAUGCGCAAGCUGCCCUUGUUCCUGUUCAUCUUGUUGAUCCUGGAAGAGGCGUUGCCCUUGGUGGUCAUUUGGGCACCGAGCCUGUUGCCUUCGACGUGUAUCUUGCCCAACCAGCUGACAAAGAUCCGCAUGGGAAAGGAGGUGAAGCGCGCAGAAGCAUUCGCACAGCUCGAAAAGUCGGAGAGUCUCAAGCAGCUCGUCCCUGUAGUGCAGGAAUCUAGCGAUGGAGCCAGGUUGACGGAGGCGCAUUCCGGAGAAGCAUCGGCAGAUGUCUUGCAGAAGAUUUCGGCUGAAGAUCUGGCACGACUUGCAAAGAUGUUCUCGCUCUCGACGUGGGGUGGAUCAAGCAUGAUCCGACGACGACUCGAUACCCACCUCUCGUACGUCCGACAAGACGACGAGCUCAUGUGCGUCGAUGGCUACAGCGCCAUCCCGCAGCACGUCGAUGCCCUCGCCAAAGCGUGCGGGGAACGCGGACUGCGCUGUUCGGGCAUCGAGCACCGCGAGAUGUUCGAUUCGCUCCGACACUGGCUCCGCCUGACCACGCGCAACCCGGACACGCGCAGCCUCUCGAACAGCUCGAUCGCCCUCCUCCCCAUGCAGCUGUACAACCCCGCCUCGCUGCAAGACGUCAAGUCCGAACUCGAGGCCGAAAGCAACCGCGGUCUCAUAGACAAAACAAAGGACGUCCUCAGGGAAGUCGUAGAGGAGGAGAAAAAGGUCGCCCACAGAGAGGAAAAGAGCAAGAUCGAAGAACACAACAAGAAACACCAGCAAUAG
This is a messenger RNA of Pseudozyma hubeiensis SY62, 1362 nucleotides long. RefSeq lists its product as hypothetical. Gene Ontology annotation, biological process: intracellular monoatomic cation homeostasis. NCBI's taxonomy places the organism in Eukaryota, Fungi, Basidiomycota, Ustilaginomycetes, Ustilaginales, Ustilaginaceae. Gene Ontology annotation, cellular component: mitochondrial inner membrane. The coding region runs from base 1 to 1362 and encodes 453 amino acids. The record is from RefSeq and is a predicted model, not a curated record. Gene Ontology annotation, molecular function: ribosome binding. The transcript has a single exon.